UCCGGGCCUGGAAGGCUGUUCUUUCCCUUUGUGUCAGCUGGAGAGAGGCAGCAAAACGGGGCGAGAGAGAGGGUCGCUGGUUCCUGAGCACAGAGUUGGACCAUAGUUGACAGCUUGGAGGGACACUGAAGUAGAUUUAUAUUGUAUCUGAAGGCUACCUGUUAUUCUACACCUGUCUGAAUAUAGCUCAUUCUUGGGGAGUCUUCGACCUUCUUGUGGGGUGUUCGGUUGUUCAUUACGCCGACCAUGGCUGCCCUGUUGCUGCUCCUGCUGCCGUGCCUGUCUGUGGCACCCCUGGUCUUGGCAGAGAAGGGCUUGGAGUUCCCUCGCUAUGAUGGGAAGGACAGAGUCAUCGACAUUGACAGCAACAACUACAAGAAGGCCAUGAAGAGGUACAGCAUGCUGUGUCUACUCUACCACAAACCCAUCCCAGACAGCAAGGAGCUGCAGAAACAACACCAGAUGACAGAGAUGGUGCUGGAGCUGGCUGCUCAGGUUAUGGAGGAAAAGGAUAUUGGGUUUGGAAUGGUUGACUCCCACAACGACGCCAAGGUAGCCAAGAAGCUGGGCCUGGUAGAAGAGGGCAGUGUGUAUGUGUUCAAAGAAGACCGUGUGAUUGAGUUUGAUGGCUUGCUCGCUGCCGACACCCUAGUGGAGUUCCUACUAGACCUUUUGGAGGACCCUGUAGAGGUGAUAGGAAAUGCUCUGGAGCUGCGGGCCUUUGACAGAAUGGAGGAAGACAUCCGCCUCAUUGGUUACUUUAAGAACGAGGACUCUGAACACUACAAUGCAUUCAAGGAAGCAGCAGAGCAGUUCCAACCCUACAUCAAGUUCUUUGCCACCUUUGAGAAGUCUGUGGCCAAGGAACUGACCCUAAAGAUGAACGAGGUGGAUUUCUAUGAGCCCUUCAUGGAGGAGCCAGUCACUAUCCCCGACAAGCCCAACACCGAGGAGGAGAUCGUGGACUUUGUCACGGAACACAGGAGGGCGACACUGAGAAAGCUGCGUCCCGAAGACAUGUUUGAGACCUGGGAGGAUGAUGUGGAUGGGAUCCAUAUUGUGGCCUUUGCAGAGGAGGAGGACCCGGAUGGUUAUGAGUUCCUGGAGCUCCUGAAGGAGGUGGCCAGAGACAACACCCACCAGACUGCUCUCAGCAUCGUCUGGAUUGACCCCGAUGACUUCCCCCUGCUGUUGCCCUACUGGGAGAAGACCUUCAAAGUGGACCUGUUCAAGCCUCAGAUUGGAGUGGUCAACGUUACAGAUGCUGACAGCAUCUGGCUGGAGAUGGACGAACAGGACCUGCCCACAGCAGAGGAGCUGGAGGACUGGAUAGAGGAUGUACUGUCUGGCAAGGUCAACACAGAGGAUGAUGAUGAUGAUGACGAUGACGACGGCGAUGACGACGAUGACGAUGAUGACGAUGAUGACGACGAUGAUGACGACGACGACGAUGAUGAUGAAUAAAAAAAGAAAGAAUAUGUCAUCUAGAUGUGUUGCAUACUGUCCCUUACUGUCAUCAAAGUUAAAAAGCUCAGGAAGAAACAAACCGGAACACUUUCAUAGAAUGUUUUGUACAAAGUACAUGUCACCUAGCCUAGCGAGAACCCUAAUACAUGGUGAGAAAUCGUUUUUAAAGAAUCUGGAGAGAGGAAACUUUUCAUUUAUCAGCAGUUGAUAAAAUGAAAGAUGUAUUGAGAGGUAGCCAAGAAAACCCAAAGUUCCAUCCUCCUGUGAAUUCCAGAAAUUCUGAUUAUGGCUGUCUACCCUAACUCUAACCCAUCUUACUUUGGUUUGAUCAUUGAAACCUUUUGUUAUGCUACCCCAAAUCUCAAUAAAGAAAAGGUGUUAUCCUGUGUGUCAAUCUGCCAA
Molecule: messenger RNA, 1869 nt
Organism: Esox lucius (northern pike)
Lineage: Eukaryota; Metazoa; Chordata; Actinopteri; Esociformes; Esocidae
Gene: casq2
Product: calsequestrin 2
Exons: 11
Coding region: 247-1464 (405 amino acids)
Biological process (GO): regulation of cardiac muscle contraction by regulation of the release of sequestered calcium ion
Cellular component (GO): sarcoplasmic reticulum lumen
Molecular function (GO): calcium ion binding
Source: RefSeq, a predicted model, not a curated record